Messenger RNA from Drosophila obscura, 432 nucleotides. Its product is annotated as proline-rich antigen. The coding region runs from base 1 to 264 and encodes 87 amino acids. The record is from RefSeq and is a predicted model, not a curated record. The transcript is spliced from 2 exons. Lineage: Eukaryota; Metazoa; Arthropoda; Insecta; Diptera; Drosophilidae.
AUGUGCGCCGCCAGUCAGGCCAUCAGUGGAUCCACGGGAACAGACGAGCGAACCGGAAAGAUGCAUUUCAACCUUCAUUGCCUGAUCAGCCUGCUGCUGGCGCUGCUGUGCGGCGCCCUUGUGAGUGCCUAUCCCCAGGGUGGUCCCUGCGGACCGCCCCCCAGUGGCCCGCCGCCAUCUGGACCACCGCCAUCGGGACGCCCGCCAGGCGGUCCGGGCGGACGCUGUGGCCCGCCGCCCUCGACAACAGCUUCAUCGGGCUAAGAACUCCAAGCCCAACGCCCAGUUGCAGUCCCAGUCCCAGUUCCGGCACGACACGUUCCAUGCGAAACUUCCUAUUGCUAAGUGUAUCCUCUCCCUGUUCUGUGUAGUUUUUUUUUGUUUUUUUGCUCAAUCCAUUCUAAAAUAUAUACGUGUGUAAUCCCGCUGAAA